Messenger RNA from Podarcis lilfordi (Lilford's wall lizard), 11026 nucleotides. The record is from the annotation of a GenBank genome assembly. Lineage: Eukaryota; Metazoa; Chordata; Lepidosauria; Squamata; Lacertidae.
AUGGACCCGAGCAACUGGAGCAGCUUCAUCUUCCAGGUAACCCCCCCUCCCUUCUCCUCCACCUUCCCCCCUCCCUUCUCCGCUAAAAAAAGGGGGGGAGCGCGAGCGGAGGACAAGGGAGCGCAAGCAAGAGCUCUAGGCUCCCCGCUCACACCCUCCCUGCCCCGCCCCUCCCCUCGGGAAUCCCAGCGGGCGGGGGCCCUUGCGCGCGCGGGCCAGCAGGGCGCACUCAGCACGCGCUCCCCCCCCCCGCCUCGCGCUGCCCCAACGGUCACCUCCCUCCGCCCAGCGCAGCCUUGCGCUCCCCCUACCCCCUCGUUCUCUACGCUCGCUGUGCCCAGCCCCUCCCUCCGCCUCGCGCUUCAUCUCCCUCUCCCCCCCCACCAACGGUCACCUCCCUCUCGCGCUCGCUCUGCCCAUCCCCUCGCGCUUGUCCCCCACCUUUUUCCCUGCCAGUUGCUACCUCGGUGCCUCCUCGGUCCCACUCCCAGUGAUCCUGCUUUCCAAAAUGCCCCCCCUCAGAUACACACGCACUACAGCUGCCUCGCCCUCUCCAAGGCUACGCGCGCAUAAUCCUCUCUUCCCGUCAUGCCCCCCACAAAAUAAAAUGUCCUCCUGCCAUAAUUGCUUUCCCCUCCCCAAAGCUGUGCCCUCUAGGGGUUUCUGCCUAACACCAGUGCGAGUUUGGCCACACAUGCCAAGGAGAGGCUUCAUGCUCAUUUCCUGGCCCCGCUAUUUACUUACCCUGAAGCGCAGGCACAAAAGGAGGUAGCUAGGUGUGACCUUUGGCAGCCAACAGGUGUAGUGUUGGAUUUCCCACCUGUUUCCUGCCUACCUUUAUGUGUGGACUCCUAAAGGGGCCGUCUCUGGACAUUAAAAAAUGCAGGGAGAUGACCCCACUUCUUUCCUCCUCACCUACAAAUGCAUUAUGAUAUAGAUAGUGGCUGUAUACACGGUGGGAGGUACAUUAACUCCAACUUUUCCUGUGACCAGGCAUGUGUGGCCAAAUUUUGUCAAGAUUGCAUGAGGCCCCUACUUCCCCACCCUUUGGAGCUCCUUGUCUUAACCUCCUGCUUCCACUUCUUGAGCCUCCCUUGCAGACAAUUUCCUCUUUAAACCUGCAGCCCCACCUCCCCAGCCACCUCCCCUUUCCAGUUUCUGACCAAAUAAUAACCUCCUGCCUGCUGCUGUCACCCUUGGCUCCUUUCCUGGGUAAUCGCCCUCCCUCCUAGUGCUUCCUGUCCAGGUUUUCCCUUUGCAGAGCUCAGCCUCAGGCCUUCCCCUUUUUCAGAUAUGCAACUACUGUACUUGCUUUUCCCUUAAUGCCUCUCCUCUUAUAAGUCAAAGAGACAUGGCUCCCCUAGUACUUCACCAUCAUGUGUGUGGUUGGGGAGGGGGAUCUCCCAGGCAUAGACCUUAACAUAAUGCUGGCCCAUAUCUACUGCUGUUGGGAAACCCUUGCCUGUCCUUUUCCCCAUUCCCGAAGAAAAGUAGACUCUCCUAGUACAUGCCCUCUUUUAUUCCAUACUUUUGUACACAAUAGUCAAACCCUCAUCUUGGCCCAGUGUAGCAAUUUAUCUUUACAGUCCCAUACCUUACACCCAGCUUUCUAUUCUCCCACAAACAAACUUUCCUCCUUUCCCACACCAUGGGAAACCAACUACGUUCUGCUUAGAGUAGACCCACUGAAAUUAAUGGACCAGAAAGGCAUAUUUAUUAAUUUAAAUUGCCCUACUUACAUUGGAUUCAACCCCAUAUUUUUCCUGUUGUAAACCAUAACUACUCCACAAUUACAUUCAGUGCUUGAAGUUACUUGGGUCAAGCAAUUGCUGCUCUCUCUACAUCUUUCAUCUCAUCAUCCAUAGUUCCUGUGGAAUAACCAAACACACCGAUUUCCUACAAUUACCCAUUUCUCUCUUGCCGUCCUUUGAAUUUACGGUAACUCUUGAGUUUCCAAAUUUGCUGAAAGGUGGGGAGGAUUCUUUUUCUUUUAAGGUUCCCUAAUCUUUCUUUUUUUCUGUCUCUUUAGCAGAGUCAUACACAGAACCCUCUGCAGGUUGGGACCGAAAUCCAGUCCAGAUUUUUUGCUGCUCAGGGCUGCAGUCAAAGCCCCUUCCAGGUGAGCUCUGUCUGGGCACCAAAUGGAGAGCGAUGGACCCCUUUGAAAAACGAUAUCUACUUGAGGCAGCUGCAUCUCAGUGCUGGAGACCAAAAUUUUUUAUACGAAUUGCCUCAACCUCAAAGGGUACCCUGUACAAAUACUUGAUUUUAAAAAAUAAUUUCUGUAUUUCUUACUGUAAAUACUGUUUUACAUUUAUUUAGCCACUCUUACUUGAUGUCAGUCACUUAAUGUUUAUUUUUAUUUGUUUACUUUCAGCAUUUAUAUACCACCCAAUUAACCAUGUCCUCUGGGCAGUUCACAAAUUAAAAUCAAUAAAAUACAACUAUAUUCAGUCAAUUAAAAUCAUUACAGAAGCAGCACCAAUUUAAAAAAAACAGCAUAAAACAGUUGUGGGACUGAGGCUCUGAAAUAAUGAUUUGCCAGAGACCACCCUAUAAAGCUUGUGCAGAGUUUUAAAGCCAAGUACUUAAAUCUAUACCCUUAUGUUAAAAGAAACCGUCCCCUUCUCCCAGUUCACAGUUACCAAACCCAUGAAGUGGUGCACUUCAAGUUUACUCUGAAUUAAAAGUUAAAGUUUUACUGGGGCCAAGAAUUCUGCCUUGCUGUGCAGAUAUUACUUUGGUUCUAUUUAGAUUUAUUUUGCUUUUAUUAAUAUUACUAGCCUCAUAUAUCCCAGACUUCAACAGGUAACAAAUUAAAACAAAAUAAAUUAUUAUUGUGUAAAUACCCUGAUAGGCAGCUUUAUCCCAUACACAUUUUUUCAGAAGUGUCACCAUGGUCAGUAGGCGUAGGAUUGCAGUUUAAGGUCAGCCCUUCCCUGGUUAACUUUAUACUUUAAAAAGCAAUCUGAAUCAAAGUUUUAUUGGGUAAUAUCUAAUUAAAUCAUACCCUGAGUAGACCCAGUGAAAUCAACUGGUGUUACUUAGGUUCAUUGAUUUCAGUGGAUCUGUUUUGAGUAUAACUAAUGUUGCAUAUAGCUGGUUGUUUUGGAAGCUACCCAGACUUGGAUGCUGACAAACCUCUACCAGAGAAAGAACUAUUUGAACUUCACUUACAGAUAAUGCUCUAAAUUGAAUUUAAAAGGUCGUGAAGGAACAUAACCAAGACAACUGUAUUUUUGAAUAAUAACAGAUCUCUGAAAUGCUAGAUUGAACUUAGGUUUAUGUAGUGGUUUGUCAUUUUUCCUGAUAGCAUCCCUUGUUCCAUUUUUCUGACCAGUGUACAGAGAUUAAGGGGUUAGUCCUUCACACAUUUUCCUGGGAAUAAGCAAUACAAAACAAAGCAUAAUUUACUUCCAAGUAACUCUGCCUAGUUUCUGACACAUAUGACUUGACCUUGGUCACAAAUCAGUGACUGAACAGGAAUUUGAAUUCAAGUCUCUUCUUAACUUCGCAUCUAUAGAAUGUAAGAAAGACUGUCACUUCAUGAUAUGGUAGUUGUCCUUACUGUUUUCUGAUGGUGAUGGGCACUAGAAAGUCUUCUAGCCAGGCAAGCCAGCACCAUGGGUCCUUAUGUAUUUCUUUGUUGCCUGGAGUUAAAUUAUGUUCAUCACCUUAUAUAGCUAAUGCACAAAAGCUUCUCAGUGAAGAAGUAAUUUUUGGUUUGUAGAAUUUGGAGUGAAAAAAAUUAAUCUCUCUUUGUAAAUGUGAAAAUCACAAAGUAAAAUGGCUUAGUUUGGACCCAUGGAUUGCCAUAUAUGGACUGAACAUAUUUUCAUUGAAAUUGAUUUCUAAAUUGUUAGCAUUUUUAAAAGAAUACUUUUCUAGAUUUUUAAAAGGUUCCAAACACAUUUUUCUCUAAUCCUGUGAUUUAUUUCCUGAUUGAAAAUUCUGGGAAAUAUUUUGGCUAAGGAAUAAGAACAAAUUGGUGUCUAAAUGGUUGUUGGCUCAAAUCUAUGCAUUUCUUCUUUCUAAAAGCCUUGUAAAUAAGUUUACAAACAUUGCUUUUCUGCCAUGUUUUUACUAGCACGCUAGGGAUGGCAGAUGGACAGAGAGCUUUGUCCCUCCUGCAUCAGUUAGCUGCAUUUCUCUGGUAGGUGCACAGGAGGGAUGGAAAACUCCUUCCUGAGACUGCUCACUUGCCUGCAUAGAAUUCCUUCUCACUGAUGGCUACCAGGCUAGUACUUAAAUAGUACAAAGCUGCAUCAGACAUAUAUGUAAGCUGAAUUGUAGGCUGAAUUUCUUUUCUAAUGUGUUUUUUAUAUUCUGCUCGUACUCGGAACUCCCAUCCAAGAGAAUGAUCAGGUUCACACCUGAUUAGCUUCAGGCAUGCUGUGGUUUCCACACCAUUCACUGGCAUCAGUUUUAAAGGCUUAUGAUGAUAUUAUUAGUAUUAUUAGAAUGGAGGGUACACAUUUAAGAUAGGCAGAAAGCUAUCCCAGAUAAAGUUUCUGUAAUCCAAGUUUGUAAAUAGCCAAUCAUCCAGUUGCCUUUGACACACAGGCAACCAGCAAGAAAUGUUUAACAAACUGGAACCUGGUUGUCCUUCUCCCACCUGUAAACGUGCAGAUGCAUGAGAGCAAAUGGGCUAGUAUUUUCUGUGGUUGGAGUUAGGGUGAAGCUUCCAGUACACUUAAGCUGAUGGCACUGUACUGAGCUAGAUUUUCCAGACUUAGUAAGAAAUACCAAAGUCUUCACUUUGCAGGGCAUGGUAUCUGUAAAAGCAGAGCUCUCCAACUCUGAGAUGCCCAGGUCUUUAACUUGAAUUCUAACUAUUCAGUGGAGCUGGUGAGUGUUUGUAGCGAGUAUUCCUGCUUCUCCUCCCAUAACAUUUGGUAAAUAAUAAUCCAGCCCAUCUUAAUCUUCCCCCACCUAAGAUGAGUUCAAGCUAGUUUAUGAGAGAUGGAUGCUUUUGAAAUGGGAAUUUACUAUUCCAUCCACUCUACAAGUUACUAGAAUACUGUAGGCUUUCAGAAUUCAUUGUUCAUUACUGUAUUUUUCAAGUAUAAAAUCUCUUUUUCUGUUCAGACUGCCACCACAACAGCCCCUCCCCAGCAGACAGCCACCCCUGCUGAAUCCCUCCAAGUGGAUCUCCUUCCAGUCUUGGCUGCAGCCCAGGAAACAGCUGCUGCUGCUGCUGUGGUUGCUGCCGCUACUGGCUCUGCACCAUCUGCUUCCACAGUAGACACGGCCGCUUUGAAGCAGCAGCAACCUUCUGCCUCUGAGGGUGGUGGUGGGCAGGUAGCACCAUCCUCUCAAACUACACAAGCCCCAACCUCCCAGGCAGCUUCUGCUACGCAACAGCAAGGUGAUGCCCAGAAGAAGCCCAAGAGCAAAGGUCCCUACAUCUGCUCCCUGUGUGCUAAAGAAUUCAAAAAUGGCUACAACCUGCGGCGCCAUGAAGCCAUUCAUACGGGGGCCAAAGCUUCUCGCGCUGGACCCACGACCAUGAAGAUGCCCACCAUGGUCCCCCUCAGCUUGCUUAGUGUUUCCGCCAUCGGUGGCACAACAGCAGCAACACCUGCCCCUGCCGAAGGUGCAGGAAACACAGCAGGGUCAGGAGCAGGGCUGGUGACCACUACAGCAUCAGGCAAACGCAUCCGGAAGAACCAUGCUUGUGAGAUGUGUGGGAAAGCCUUCCGGGACGUCUACCAUCUCAAUCGGCAUAAGUUGUCCCAUUCAGACGAGAAGCCCUACCAGUGUCCUGUCUGCCAGCAGCGAUUCAAGCGGAAGGACCGCAUGAGCUAUCACGUCCGUUCGCAUGAUGGUGCUGUGCACAAGCCGUACAUCUGCAGCCACUGUGGGAAGAGUUUCUCUCGGUACGAGGGAUUCAAGGGUGCAGGGAGGAGGCAGUUCAAAGGGGACUUGUUGCAGGGCUUACGUGAGGAAGGUUGGCUUUUAGAAAAGGUGUUUCCCCUUGUGAUAGAGAAUAAGCUUUAGCAGACAACAUCCUGAACCAGUAUGAGUUAGGAUGGCGCUAUUACACUAGAAGCUAACAUUAACUGAUUGAGGGAUGUCUGGGGGCGCCUCAGGAUCCCUUCCCUUUGCAGCUCUUGCCAUAACUCAAAUUCCUCCAAGCCUAAUCUUGACUACCUUGGCCAUAUAAGAGGUUUUCUAAGGGACACCAGCUGGUGCUGGUUCUGUGGGAGGACUCCAGAACAGUAAAGACCGCAUGGGAAAUCCAUCCAAAUCCCUCACCAGUUCCAUUCCUAGGAGCAGCUAACUCAUUGCAGUUCUUACGUACCAAUCCAGCUGAACAAACAGGACAGAAAGAAAGGAAAGGGGAGGCAUGUGAAAGCACAUAUUUUCUCAAUUGUGGUUCACUGACUUAUUUUAAGUUGGCAGUGUAUAACCCAAUCCAGAAAAUUUCCCCAGUCCUGCCACUAGUACUUUUGUAUUAUAAUACCAGAGAGUGUUAGGCAGUGUUUCUUUCUGACUACCUAUAAAAUGCAACCAUUAACAAGAGGCUUCUAACUGGGAUUGAGGCAUCAACACCCAUGGGAGGUAAGUGUAGACAUUCAAAGAACCUUCACAAAAGUGCAACAAGUGGCUUUCAUAAAGUAUUGAAAAGAAACAGGAAAAUGUAAAUAUAACCCCACAAUUUAAUAUUGCCCAUUUCAGGUCAGAUUCAAACAUGUAGAAAUAGCAUAAGACUUCUCCUUACUUUGUCAACUCAACAGACGUAUCCGUGUUUCAUUGUUCCUCCGUGUAAAAACAAAUCCCUGCAUAUACUGAACUAGCAUGUUAGUAAGAAACUAAAAGCUUUCUUGACAUGCUAGCUUUUCAUUCAAGGGAUUUGUUUUAACAGGAAGGUGUAUUCAAACAUGUAGUCCCUCACCUGCAGUCUGAAGUGUACAGUUCAAGAAGUGCCAGAUCUAUGGAAUUUCUUUGCAUAUUAAUUGGCUGUUAGAUCAAGCAACAGACAAUGAGGUCAGCUUGUGGGGAAAGAAAACCUCACAUUUCCAGAAUUAAACAUUUGCAAAUGUACUUAGUAAUUGCAUUGUCACCAUGCUGGCAGCAUAGAACACUGAUAAGUUGCAGCCUGAUCAGAAAGGCUCUGUGACCAGGUUUCUCUCCCUUUGUUUCUGAGAUUUUACCAGAAUUGCCCUUACAUUUGCCAGCUUUUCUGUACAAUUGUAGAAAGAAUGCACUUGCUCUUUAAAAUAAGUUAGGCCAUCUCAAUUCCUACACUUGGCCCAGGUUUUGUGUGGACCUGCAGUUGCAUGGAAUACCAAGAACAGCCUGUCCUCAAAAUACAAAGAAAAUUCCAGAGAAACAAAUUGCCCCAUGGGCUUUAGAUGUUCUUGUAAGCCCCCAGUAAAAGCAUGAACAUAAAAAGAAGGUGCUGAAGUUUUCUGAUCUGACAGCCCCUUGUAGAAAUGGAAGCAAUACCCAUAGAUAUCAGGGUGGUUCACAACAUAAAAUUACAAAUUUAUUUAACCUAUUUUAAAAAAAAUUCUAGUAACAUUCCAGGCUUCACAGCUCCUAGAGGCCAUAGAGUCAGGCUUCUGACUUGCAACAAUAAAGGAGUAAACAUGAACUUUUAAAGAAAUAACUUUAGAAAUGCAACCUUUUUAAAGUAGGUCUUUAAAAUAUGAGUGUUGGUAUGGUCUGAUACAUAUACACUCAAGUCACACUGAACUACAGAAAAUACAGAGGACCGUUAACACCUGACUAGAAUACACUGUUUUCUACACCCUUUUUGUUUAUUUCGUUGGGUAGAAACUACUUGAAUAUAUCCAGAAUUUCUUUUCAUCACCACAAGGGCUUGUAAUUUUAGCAGCAGAAAGCACAUAUAAAUUACACAUGUGCUGUAGAAAUUUCCUCUAGGCAAGCUAUCUAUAUAUAUUCAAGGUUGCUCCCAACACUGCACUUUCUUACCCUUUCAAAUAAGUGACAACCUUUAUUUUAUUUAUUUAACAACAUUUAUAUGCCAUUUUAUUGUAACAAACCCUCUAAAAGGUUUACAAGAAUAUUAUUAACAAAGCUAGUUAAAAAUAAGAAACGUUAAAAAAAAUUAAAAUCAGCUCUAAACUAAAAAGAGAUUAAAACAUGUCAGCAUCUCUCAGUUCUAAGUUUACAGUUUCUAUUUUCAGCUUGCUUUCUAAUGGAGGGUUCCCUGUAAAUCAAUUGGAUUCUUGAGUGUCAAAUCCUUUUCUGAAUUGUUUUCCAGCUUAGGUUUUAUCAGUAUCUGUGACUAAUCUGUGGCUAAUUAAUAAACCAUUGAGUGGAUGAAUUCCCCAAGAACAUUUCUGUAGGCACAUAGUCUCCCUCACUCAUCUUGCCUAGACUCACAUCAGUGCAUGCUUGAAAAUGAUGAAUUAAGCCUGUUAAAAUUAUAACUGGCACUUUUUAAUGACAGAGUUAUUUUACUGUUAACAGCUGCAAGCUAACUGGCGUUUAAGAGGAACAGCUUUUCCAAAAGAAGCAUAUUCCUGUGCAUCUGUUAAAAGCAGAAAAACUUUACCAGUAAAAGAAACAGGGACAACCCAGCUUUAGGAGACAUGAAACUAUAGCAACAUAGUUGGGAUUGAGAAGGAAAAGGAGAUGAAUUUAAUAAUGGGGGGACAUGGACCUUUAUAGCAGGGAAUGAAAGAGAAUUCCUCAAGAACAGAUCACUUACUUGAAUAUUUCUUGCCUCCCACAGUCCGGACCAUUUGAACAGCCAUGUGCGGCAAGUCCACUCGACAGAGAGGCCCUUCAAAUGUGAGGUACCUUCCCCCACUGACAGUAUUGCUGUAUCAACUCUCUACUCCCUCCCAUUAUUUAAUUUGUCCCCAAUAAUCUGCCUGAGUUUCUGGUGCAAGAGAAGGCAAUGUCAGGUCCCCUGUACUUAAAGGGAACUUUGCACGUUCUCAAGUCCCGUAGUCUUUGGUUGCCUUGGGAAGUGGGCUGCUGUAGGCAAAAACAUUUUCGCCAUGAUUCCUUUCUCUCUGUUUCUGCAGACAUGUGAAGCAGCCUUUGCCACCAAGGAUCGGCUGCGUGCUCACACAGUCCGUCAUGAGGAGAAGGUGCCAUGUCACGUGUGUGGAAAGAUGCUGAGCGCCGCCUACAUCACGGACCACAUGAAAGUACACAGCCAAGGGCCGAAUCAUGUCUGCGAACUGUGCAACAAAGGUAAGAGGACAGGGCUCUCUGUGAAAGUAUCUGGAAGGGAGAGAAAAAUACUUAACCGUCUCUUCUGGGAAUGCUAGCAGUCGCACAGUACAAUCUGAUGUAGGUUUUGUAAGAAUUAGGUUUCAAUGGAGCUUACUCCCAGCUGCAUUUGCAUAGGAUUCCAACUUUAAUUGGUACUUGCAUAAGUGCUUGCUCCUUUAUAAUAUGGUUCCUCAGCAUAUCAGCCAGAGUCAUGCUUGAGACCUGCUUCAGGUUAUUUCAUUUGCAGUUUGAAUUAGAUGUGGCUGGUUUUCCACAAGCUUUCAAACAGACCUGCCAGGUUCUCACUAACUUCAGCUCAGCUGAACAGCCAUGGAUGGUGACCCACCAGGGCCUUAUAUUGGUUUAUUAUCCAACUGACAGGCCGCAGUAUGUGGUAGGUGGGCUGCAUUCAUCUUGGUAAGUCAAAGUUGCACAUGCCUGCUUUAGAAGUAGUCAGCCGGAUUUGAAUCCUUUACAUGUGAGGCCAAACUUCCUCUCUGUGAGCCUUAAAUACAGAAUUGCAGAAGAGGACUGACUUGAUAAGAAUAUAUAAUAAUGCCUUUGAAACAAGCUGCAUUUGAAGGACCAAUGUUGAGACCAGGCAGCAUUUUAUUUUUGUUGGCCGGCAGCUGUUGCUCAGACUUCCUGCUUUAUCUCAACAAGAAAACUGCUUGGCAAGACAGCUGGCUCCUAAUCUUUUUUUCUCCAUUUACAUGUCCGAGUAUCUCCUUAGUACCAUUUUGCCACAGGCUUAAAUAGCUUCACUGUACUGUGUAAGUGUAGGAUGACAUGAUUUAUUGUAUAUAGUUAGAUUUGCUAAUUCUCCAUAUAUAGGUGGAAUCCAAUGUGCAGGUAGAUAACUAAACAGUAUGAAAAGAGGACUGCUAAUAUUUGAAUUGUGUGUGUUACAACUUUACCCAUCUGACAUACUUAGAUGGGUAUAUUAUUUUUAAAUAGAAAACAAUAUCCUUAAAACAUAAGUCAAAAUAGGCUGAAUAAUGUGCAGGUUAGUAAGAAACAGUUUUUAAAAAAACAAUAAUAAUAACAAUCUGCUUUUCCUUUGUGGAAACACCUGGAUUAUCUCACUGGAUAAUGUGCAUAAUCCAUUAUGCUUUACCCAUAUAUUUAAAAUAAAAUCUUAAACAUAUUGUAGAUAACUGGAUUCUCAGAAGCAUAAAGCAGCAGUUUACUAUUAAUCACUUCUUAUAAUUCUUUUAUGGCUUAAAUAUUUCAUGUUGCAGAGAAUAUAGAUAACAUAGAUUUGCUGUGGGGCGGGAGCAGGAAAUCUGCUUUCUUCUUCUCAUCCAGCUACUUCUGGUCUAGGAUUACAGCUCUGAUAUUUUUGUGUUGAGUCUUAAGUUCCUCACCUUUACUUCCUCAAUGCCGCGAUGCAGCUGCCCCUAGAGUGGGGUCUGUUGUUCAUACAGAGAUAGCUUACCUGGUGGCAAGAUGCAGCCAUCUCUGGGGUGGAGAAGCUGCCUCUUCACCAGGGAGCCCUGUCGCAAUGGAUCUUUCACUAGAUGUUGAGACGCAGCCGCCUCUAGGGUGAGGCACAGCCAAGCAUUACAGGACACUGGAGUACGUUUUCAGUAGACCGGACACUGACCUGGCUGGUUUUUGUCCUUCUCCCCCUCCCGUAGGGUUCACCACAGCGGCCUACCUCAGGGUCCACGCGGUCAAGGACCACGGACUGGCCGCCCCGCGGCUGGAGCGUUUCCUUUGCAAGCUGUGUGGCGUGCACUGCAAGACCCCGGCUCAGCUCAACGGGCAUCUGCAGACGCACGCAGGAGAAGGGGCUGCGGCCACUGAGGGCCAACCGCUGCGGUGA